This is a messenger RNA of Maniola jurtina (meadow brown), 2085 nucleotides long. RefSeq names its product dnaJ homolog subfamily B member 14 (gene DnaJ-6). The transcript has 6 exons. The record is from RefSeq and is a predicted model, not a curated record. Bases 204 to 1268 code for a protein of 354 amino acids. Gene Ontology annotation, molecular function: Hsp70 protein binding. Gene Ontology annotation, cellular component: endoplasmic reticulum membrane. Gene Ontology annotation, biological process: cellular response to misfolded protein. NCBI's taxonomy places the organism in Eukaryota, Metazoa, Arthropoda, Insecta, Lepidoptera, Nymphalidae.
GCAAUAACAAUGACAUAUAAUUUCCAUCAAUUUCCAUAUUUAUUGAUCAAUGUCCGACGUCCAUCGUAAUCGUAAAUAAUGAUUGAAUAAUUACAAUAAACGUGGCCAAUUUGCCCUAAUUAGAUUUGUGUGUUGCACCAGACGAUUCCCGAACUCGUCUGGCUUGUGUAGCUUUAACUUACAGUGUUAGAUAACCCUCCAAAAUGACGAUCGAAGGGAAUAAAGACGAAGCGGAAAAAUGCAUAGAAGUUGCGCAAAACGCGCUUGCAGCAGGAAAUCUCGAGAAGGCCGAGCGUUUUCUGCUCAAAGCGGAACGAUUAUACCCUACUGCUCGUGCUAAAGAGCUUUUGACGAGGGUAAGAGCUGGAGCAUCCGGUCAAUCGACGAAACAUAACACUCCUCCAGGAACUCCAAGUUCUGAAGAUGUACGACGUAGAAAAAACGUAAACCACCAGCCUACCCAAAGAGAAUAUACUACAGAGCAGUUGGAAGCCGUACGGAGGGUCAAAACUAAGUGCAAAGAUUACUAUGAGGUUUUAUGCGUGACCAAAGAAGCAACAGACUCGGACAUCAAGAAAGCAUACAAGAAGUUAGCCCUCCAGCUACAUCCUGACAAAAACCAUGCACCCGGAGCUGCUGAGGCCUUCAAGGCUGUGGGCAACGCGGCGGCGAUACUCACGGACCCGGAGAAACGCAAGCAAUACGACCUGCGCGGCGAGGAGCCGCAGCACCCUACACACACGCACCACCAGUUCUACGCGCGCGGGUUCGAAUCUGACUUGACGGCUGAGGAACUCUUCAACAUGUUCUUUGGAGGCACUGCGUUCCCUGGUGGCGGUCCAACAGUAUACACGCGGCGUCGCGCACGCGAGCCCGAGCCACGAGACAACAACGCUGGUCUCAUGCAAAUGUUGCCAGUGCUUGUGCUAGUGCUACUGUCCAUGAUGUCCGGCUUCUUCAUCAGCGAGCCAGUGUACAGCCUGACUCCCACACCCAAGUACCCGGUGCCCAGAGAGACUGUCAACUUGAAGGUGCCGUACUAUGUGAAGGAAAACUUCCACACUGACUACCAAGGCUCGCUGCGACGACUCGAAAUGGCAAUCGAGGAGGAGUAUAUAGUGGGUCUCCGUCACGCGUGUCAGCGCGAGCGCAACUAUCGCGACAGUGUCGCGUGGAAGGCGCGCAACUUUGGCGACCCGCGACACCACGCCGACGCGCAGCGCCUGCGCAUGCCGUCCUGCGAGAAGCUGCAGCAGUACCAGCGAUAGACUUGAUUAAAUACCACCUUCCUGUGCUUUCGUUUCCUUUCCCAUCCUUAAAUCCAUGAUCUAUUACGAUGUAAACGUUAAUAAUUUAUACUACGCUAUUACAAUCCAUACCGUUCGAUUAUAAUUCACACCACUCGAUUAUAAUCCAAACUGUUCGAUUAUAAUUCACACCACUCAAUUAUAAUCCGUACCACUCGAUUAUAUUCCAUUCUAUCCGAUUAUAUCCCAUACCACACGAUUGUAAUCAUAUAUAUCACUCGAUUAUUAUCCAUCCCACGCCAAUUAUAAACCACACUAUCCGAUUAUAAUCUAAAACAUACGAUAAUGUUUCAUUCCAAUUUAUAAAAAUCUAGACCAAGCGAUAAUAAUAUUUUUACUAGAUAAAAAUGCCCCAAGCCGUCUUGUGAAAAGCUACUGCAGUACUAACGAAGACCUAAUUAAAAACUACCUUCCUGUGCUUUCGUUUCCUUUCCCAUCCUUAAAUCCAUGAUAUAUAACGAUGUAAACGUUAAUAAUAAUUCAUACUACGCCAUUAUAAUCCAUACCGCUCGAUUAUAAUUCACACCACUCGAUUAUAAUCUGUACUACUCGGUUAUAUUCCAUACUAUCCAAUUAUAAUCCAAACCACACGAUUAUAAUCCACGAUAGAUUAAAAAAUCCUAAAAAUUAUACACUUCGUAUAAAACAAUACCACAUUCCAUUUAUAAUGCAUCCAAAGUAACAAUGGGAACGCCAUAUUUGCUCAUCAACUGGCAUAUGGUUAGCAAGAUAAGUCUUUACAUAUAAAACAUUUAUGAAUAUUCAGGUAGGUACAGCG